Messenger RNA from Striga asiatica, 2689 nucleotides. NCBI's taxonomy places the organism in Eukaryota, Viridiplantae, Streptophyta, Magnoliopsida, Lamiales, Orobanchaceae. The record is from the annotation of a GenBank genome assembly.
GGGUAAUAGCUGAACGUUAGGGCACAUUCAUUGAGGACAGUAAUGAAGGCCCGACUCCCAGAGCUCUAGAGCUAGCGUAUGGCGAUGGUGAAAAUAUGAUCCGUUGUAUAUGUUGAAGAUAGUUUAGAUCCAGAUUCGUACAGCUCAUUGUGUUAAUCGAACAUAUAUUAACAAUGGAAAACUCUCCGAAAUUGGAGAAAUCAGGUAAACUUGCUGCAGAUGACAGCAUAUCGGAAAGACCGCUUAUUACUUGGAAAGCAACUCGACGUCGUGCAAGUCUGCCUUUACUUGAACCGAGUAGCACAUAAGUGAUGGUUGGUGAUGUUAAAGAAGACGCAACUUGUAUGCUGUCGGUGAUGCAACUGAACCAGAUGGUGCCCGCGCAAAGCGUGCAAAAGUGUGUGCACGUAAAGCAAGCCAGCCGAUCAGUGACAACUUUGUUGAUGAGGGCCCUCAUCCGCUUGUGGCUGAAAACAAAAAUGCUCGCGAUGUUAAGGGAAAGAAAGUAAUGGAUGACAGUGAUAAAAUUGACAUCAACGAUGUGGAUGCCGUUGUUAUUGGAAAUGGUAUGGACAGCGAAGAUGACGAGCUGUUCCCGAGCCUGAAUACGAGGUCGUCAUCUACCAUAUUCGUGAAGGCAGUUUCUGGUUUGUCGGAUGCUCAGAGGAACGCUGUUCGUGAGAUGGGUCUCGGAUCUUUGUUAGAGUUGACUAUAACAGCCACACCAUUGAAGAUGGGCUUCUGGAUAGUGAACAACUUCAAUCACAUGGAUCGAAAGUUGCAUUUAUAUGAUGGUGAAAAGGUGCACAUCAAGGAAGAAGAUGUGCAUGCGGCAUUCGGCUUCCCUCGUGGACAUAUUGACAUUAGAAACAAACAGAAGAGAGCUACAUCGGAGCUGCUUGAUGAUUGGGUUAGGUUGUUCAACGUUAGAAUACAGUCGAAUAUUACGGUGUCAAAGGUAUUGGAUAAGAUUCAUGAGUGCGUAGAUGGUGGAGACUGGUUCAAGCGUCAUUUUCUCGUGCUUAUGGUUACCUGUCUGUUUGAGAGUUCUUCAAAUGGAAUAGCAAACUUCCGUAUAGUUCAUAUGCUCGAUGACCUAACAAAAGUAUGCAAGAUGAACUGGUGUUCGUAUAUGAUUCGAUGCCUUGUGGACACGAAGAGAACGUGGGAUGCCAGUGGUAAACAAAAGAAGGAUACUGGUCCAUUGUUGUUUAUGACGCUAUUUUAUGUGGACAAGGUUGUUCUGUCAAUGAGAUCUAUUGACAGAUCGUUUCCGAUUUUUCUUUUAUGGACCAAUGAGUCAUUAAGAGCUAGGGAACAGGACGAGAUUACUGUUGGAGCAUUUGGAAGGGGAUUUGUCGAUGCGGACACGCAUGUGGUCGUCGACUAUCACAAGUCUGAUAGAGAUGGAGCAACAACCAAUGAUAACAAGGGCAGGAUCACAAUGGAAUCCAAUGUCCAGGCUUACGUCCAAGAAUUUGCGUCUAAAACUCGACUUCUCGCUACAAUUGGAGAUGAAAUUUUACAGUUGGUUAAUAAGGCACCCCAAAAGUUGUUAGGUGUGUAUAUUGAUUCGCCUAAAGCAAACCCCGACAAUCAUGAUCCAAGACGGCAAGAUCAUACGGUCCCUGCGAGUGAUAUAGCUAAGGACAAUGAGAAGGGUGCUACAUACCAGGUAGUAGACGAUGCAUUUUGGAAUGAUCCUGAAACAUUAGCGGCAAUAGAUGCAAUUUUGAAGGCGGUUGAGCGAUGUGAUCAUUUCAAGAGGAUGCAGUUUGAUGUUCCUAGUUUUAGCUUAGGCAUAUUUUCGGAUGACGAUGAUGAAUAUGACACCUGUCAACAUACUAGCAGUGUUGCUGGACACGAUGGAAAGCAUCAAAAUGCUGAGAAGUCACCAGGUAUAGAUGUGCAAAGAGAUCAUACGGCAAUCGGUGAAGAAAUUGGGUUGCAUAACAAAGAUCCUGUAACUGCAGAAACUGCUGGCGAAAUAUCUCGUGGUGAUGAUGUAAAUGUGUCUCCGAGGCCAAAGAGGCGCAUCAAGCCGACCAGUGUGACUAAAUCACCUUAUAUGAAGAGGGAAAUUGAUGUGACUAAAAAGCUCGAUGGGGAUGAGAAGAUGUGUGUGAACUGGAUACUGAAGAAUGGCGUUCUUGAUGAGUAUGGAUUUGUUUAUAUAGUGAUUAUUGUAUUCAAUCGGAAAACGGAAGAAGUGCUAAACUAUAAAAAGUUUGCUCAGACGCUAGACUCGGAAAUUGCUCGAAUGUCCAUUUACCAAUUGAAGCAAAUACAUGUGUUUCAAGGCGAAAGGAACCUGGUGAAGAAAUCCAAAUUAAUUGGACUGGUUGUCCCUGAAGUGUUUGACACGGCGUGGACUGAGGGUGUCGACAGGGCAGACAUCGGGGUGAUCACAAUGCGCCACAUGGAAACGUUUAAGGGUGGCAUCGCGAAAACUUGGAACCCGCAACUGAAAAAGGCAGACAAGGGCCAGAUCAAGCUUAUCAGAAAGCGCUGCAUCUGUGUUAUAGCCUUUGCACUGAACAACAAGUUGAAUGAACUCAAUCUUGUAGAAGCACAAAGGUUUCACCUGUCUUGUGAAUGUUUGGUGUCUUUUGACGAACUCGAUCAUAACGAUGUAGGUGUUGACGCAUGGGGUUUUGUGAAUGCUUUUGCGUUUUGGACGUCAGUUUGA